Patiria miniata (bat star) is the source of this 2731-nucleotide messenger RNA. RefSeq names its product bifunctional D-cysteine desulfhydrase/1-aminocyclopropane-1-carboxylate deaminase, mitochondrial-like. The transcript is spliced from 10 exons. Gene Ontology annotation, molecular function: D-cysteine desulfhydrase activity. The record is from RefSeq and is a predicted model, not a curated record. The coding region runs from base 434 to 1987 and encodes 517 amino acids. NCBI's taxonomy places the organism in Eukaryota, Metazoa, Echinodermata, Asteroidea, Valvatida, Asterinidae.
CGGGGGAAUCGCCUCCUGACAAAAGUGACAUGCCUGAUUUUGUGGUUGUCAGGGCAGUCCAUAGAGCAAGUACACCUUCCUCACUUCGCAGAAAGGUUUUGUUUUCGACUACUUCACAUAAAUCACCGCAAUUCAGUAACCUUGUGAGUUCAAUAAACAGCACAGGCAGAGAAUUAAAAUGAAAUUUUCGGUGGGGUCAACUAAUAACAAAGUUUGACAUUUGGCACGUACAUGUACUGUAAAUUUGCACAAGGUUCUAAGUGCUGAAAAUUUAGCAAGACUGCCGACCUAUAGAUCAUGCAGUAUUUACACGCAAUACUACACUGAAGGGUUGCGCACAGUACACUGUGUGUGUAUAGUGCCUGUAUGUCCCCUUGAAAUAUCCAGCUAAGAUUAAGUUUGACCUGUGGGUGAACUUGGUUCAUUAAUACCCAUGGCUCGGUCCUGGCUUCUGAUUGGCUGGUUGAGACUUAAGCCGGCAGGCCGGGGUAACCCUCACCGGGCGCCUUGCCAACUGGCCCAUUCAUCAAGUUCAGUUUCAAGGCCCUGUAGUGUAUGCACACAAUGCGGGAUAGGGGUCAUGAGGGGCUCUCCAAAACUGCUGAGCGAGGAUCGUAAAAAUACCGGUUCCGACCGGUGCAGGAAAUCUGCACACAAAUUAUACAGUACAAAUUACCAGUCCUGGCUGCCAAAGCAUUUUGGAACUACAUGUACCAGCGUCCCAAGCACGAACACAUUUUGGAAAGGUUUCUCUACAACUGCCACCAUGGAGCGGGACACAUCGCCGGAUUCUAGAAUUCAACCUUCUCAGAUGAUGGCCGGCGGAUUUGUGGAGCAGUCCGGUGAUGGACCCAUCUCGGCGGAUUUCUUGUUGCCAUACCAACCGACAGAUUGGAUGUCCGAUCUACAGCACAUUCCCAAAUUUAAAAUUCAGCUCAUUCAUGGAGUCACUCCCAUCCAAAGAUGGUAUCUUCCCAAUGUCCCUCCAGACUUUGAAAUCCACAUCAAGCGAGAUGAUAUGACGGGAAGUGAGCUCUCGGGAAACAAGGCACGUAAAUUGGAGUUCCUUCUGGCUGAUGCCAUCCACCAAGGCUGUACUGCAGUCAUCACGUGCGGAUCCACACAAUCCAACCACUGCCGGGCCACAGCGGUGGCCACUAGACAAGUGGGUCUGGAACCCCACCUCCUGCUCAGGUCACCAGUCUCAGAUCCAACAGAGGUGACGUGCAGCGCCAACAUGCUCCUGAAUCGCCUGAUCGGGGCCCACGUCCAUCUCAUGCCCAGGAAAGCGCAGUUUGCGACGGACAUCAAGCCCAGGCUUGAUCAACUUGUUCAGAAAAUCAAAGAGGAAACCGGGGAGAGUGCCUACCCGAUCCCCAUCGGCGGGUCUACUGCCGUGGGACUGUUUGGCUACUUGCACGGCUUUGAUGAACUACAGCGGCAGGGUGUGACGGAAAAAUUCACAGAUAUAGUCAUAGCUUGCGGCAGCAAUGGCUCUACAUUGGGUCUGGCGCUGGCCAACUAUCUCACCGGCUCCAAGCUAAAGGUGCACGGCAUGAUCGUCUCUGACGAUUCCAAGUUUCACUUCAAGGGGAUGAACGAGGUCUUGCGGGAGGUGGACGCUAAGGACAGCAACGGCAAGGCUCUACAGGCUGAAGACAUCGUCAACCUGGUGGAUGGGGUCAAGGGGCGGGGCUACGGAUUGUCCACGCAGGAGGAGCUAGACAUGGUAGCUGAGAUUUGUGCCAAGACGGGGAUCAUUAUCGACCCAGUCUACACAGGAAAGAGCGUGUAUCACCUUCUGCGACUGACCAGAGAAGAACCAGACAUGUUCAAGGGAAACAAGAUACUCUUUGUGCACACAGGAGGCAUCUUUGGACUUUUCGAUGGCCGCAUGGACGAGACGGUCCGAAGAAUCGGACUGGAACAGAACAGAUUUCACGAAUGGAUGGAACUGGCCGACCAAGCUCCCGAUAUGAACCUGUAAAAAACCUGGCUAUAGCGCCCUCUAUUGACUGAGUUGUGCCAGGCACUUCCGGCUAUAGUGCCCUCUAUUGACUGAGUUGUGCCAGGCACUUCCUUCACACUCACGACUUCCCAUAUAUGGCUCUCGAUCCCGUCAAAUUUCAGGAGUGGUCGGAAUCCGGCUUGCCAGCCCCUGGUCUGAAAGGGUAAUAGCGCCCUCUGUUGGUUGGAUUGUACCAAUCAUCACCCCAUCCGUGCUGUAACCGUUGAUUGACAAUAAUUUAAAAUGCUGACUUGUGUCCGUCAAUGCUAUUAAUCGUCCAAGCGAUGCACACAGCGCCCUCUAUUGAUUUGUUUCUUACAAUCGGCCUCCGGUAGGCCUAGGGUAUUUCUCUUGUGCUAAUACAAUCCAGCCCUCUUUCUGAAGCUCCGCCCACUAUAGGGGUAUAAGAAUAUUGCAAACAGUCAAGCCACAUUUCUUUUUUUUUCAUAUUAACAGGUCUUCCCACAUUUUGUAUAUAUUUUCGAUACGAGCAUACAAAUUUAGCCCUUUUUUCUAAAGUUUCAUUUUGUUAGCACACUAAAUUCAGUUUAUUUGCAUUUUUGCCUAUCGUUUUAUAUCAAUCUCUAGGUACUGUAUUUGUAUCGAAACUUGGCCACUAAAAAGCAACCCAUUUGUGACCCGCUCUGCAAAAAUGAGUCUGAUGUCGCAUAAUUUGAAUUCAAGCUUUUGCCAUUUUGAAAUGGAAACAGUAAAAAUUUGCUC